GGCGAUGUUCUGCUGGAAAGUCCUGAUGUUCAUGUAGAUGUUAUUCAGAUGCUACAUACGACCUACAGAAAGACCCCUCUUGAAGCCCGUUCCUGCACAUCCACACUGCAAAUCACUAUUCAGAAACGGUUUGAGGAACAUGACAAAGGUGGUGACCUUUGAAAGAUUCCCCAGAUCAUAAGCCUAUUGAAAAUCUUUCGGGCGUGUUGGAUGAAACCUGUUCCAUGGCUUCACCUCGCAUCUCACAGGACGUACCGUCCUGGUGUCGGAGUCCAGGAUGAAACCAAAUAAGGAAGUGAAGAAUAUUGGGCAGGUGGUUGUAAUGUAAUGGUUGGUUGGUGAAACAAAUGGAGAGCGGGAAAAUAAAUCAAUCCUCCAUGCUGAAGCUUGUGUCUGACGACCUCAGUGUUUAUCUGGACAAAUGUAUAUUUACUUAUUUUAUACUAAAAUGUCAAUUAGUUACUAGCUCGUUACUAGAUACUAGAUUUAAAACAGUAUUUGUGUUUACCGUGUUGUCAACGCACCUAACAUACUUAAUCUACAUACCAGAAGGUGUGUUAAAUAUUCAUCCCAACCCAGAUCAUGUGUGCUGCUUUAAUUGAAUAGUUGUGGGUGUUUCCCUGUGAAACUCGAACACCUGAGUCAUAUGGGAGGAAACAGGUGUGGACACUUUUUUUUUUCUGGAAAUGUUUUUAUUUAUUUUUUUUUUUUCUGGAUGGAAAAAUGUCAUGAGAAGGAAUUUGCGGGUUUGGCCGCCUCUCCAAAGCGGCGUGAUUGAGGUGUUAAACCUGUUUUGUUGGCUGUUGAGGUGCGUUAAAGAUGCCUCUUUUAAAGAACCAAUUGAUCGAGGAGGUAAACAUAGUCGUAGUGCCACUCUGCUCUGUCUGUGGUGGUGCAUCAACAUGGCAAGUUCUGCUCUGAACAUCUGAAACGAAGCUCCACACAAGGUCCUAAGAAAAAGUGUUUGUGUCUGAUUAUAGAGGUGACAGAAAGCGGAUGGACUUUGUGCAGAAUGCAAAUGAACAGCUGUGAUUCUAUUAGAAAAUAAUCAGUUGGCUACAAGACGAUCGAGCAGAACGCAAAUUAUAUUAACUAAGUAGCUUAGGCCUUGCUUUUCCUGUAGAAAUAUGACUAGUCACCGACGGAGCCUGUCUGAGAGCAUCGUACUCGAGGAUAAUGACAAAACAUAUGUGCGUGUCUCUGGAAAUAACCCUGAGGACAGUCACAAAGGAAUUGGAAUUGCUGGUGCCAUGAAGAACGAUGUGAUUGACAUACUGAGACUAAGCAAAAGCUCCAGUAAAAGUUUAGAACAUCUGGAUAGCAACAUCAAAGCUCCAAAUGAGCUUCGUAUGGAUACUUACACCAAGCUUUACAACACCAAGGUCAAGAGGUUUAUGAAAAGAAGCCGAAGAGGAAAAAAACAAGAUGAUGUCAGUGACACUCUAACGGCUCAGCUGAGACAUGGGAGGACUGAUACCCCAGACAUUUCAAGUUUAAUUAAACCUGGUACUAAUUUUAAAAAUGACUCCACAGGGCCAGAGUUUAGUUUCUCAUCCCAAGGUAUGGAUCCAGAAUAUGGUCAUCCUGACAGUUACAUUAAUGGCCUUUCAGUUCCAAACGUGGACUUCCAAUCAGCCAGGGUGAACACGCCCAGGCCUAAGUCUCAUAAAAUAGGGACACCUGACCUCGAUCUCACACGUCCUUACAUUGGGGGAGAAUUCAGUUCUGCAGAGAUCACAACCCCAGAUCUAGAUAGAAUCAACAACCCCAAUUUACAAAUGCCACAUUUCAAUUUUAAAGGUCCAGAUGGUGAUAUUGGCCUCAGCAAUGACAUCAAAGCUCCUGACUUCAAUAUUAACGCUCAAUCGGGAAAACUAAAACGCCCAAAUUUGGAUUACAGACUAAUUCGCCAGGAGGAGAGGUUUAUGACCAAGAUGUUAAACUGAACCUCCCAGAAGCUGAUUGGAGGGCACCAAGUAUCAAGACGCCUGACUUUAACAUCAGUGAUCUAUCAGGAAAACAUAAAAUGCCAAAUCUGAAAGGCCCCAAUAUUAAGGGAAAUGUGGGUUCACCAGACAUGAAUUUUUCUUUCCCUGAAGCAGAUGUGAAAUCCCCUGAUAUUGACAUUGAUGGUCCUACAGGAAAACUGAAAAUGCCCAAAAUAAAACCCCCCAAAUUUGGCCUUUCAGGUUUUAAAGGACCUGACAUUGAUGCCAAAGGAGAACUAGAAAGACCUGAUAUGAGUUGGUCCUCUGAUCAAUUUUAUGCAGAUGUUGAUGUUCCUGACAUAAACAUAGAUGGACACAAAUUUCCAAAUGUGGACAUACCAUCGGGUAAAUCAAAAAUGCCCAAAUUCAAAAUGCCUGAUUUUGGACAUUCAAUACCUAAUGUUGAGACACCUGAGGUGGAUCUCUCUCUGCCAAGAAUGAAAGGAGAUCUGAACUCGCCAAACCUCACAGCCCCAAAUUUAGAUAUUGAUGCCCCUACAGGUAAAAUCAAACUGCCAACAUUUAAAGAACCGAAGGCUGAUAUCGGGUCACCUGACUUCAACAUUAAUGCUCUAUCAGGGAAACUAAAAAUGCCAAAUCUCAAAGGCCCCAACAUUAAGGGAGAUUUAAGUUCACCAGAUAUGAAUUUGGCUUUCCCUGAAGGAGAUAUGAAAGGGCCAAAACUAGAUGUGAAAUCACCUGAUAUUGACAUUGAUGGUCCUACAGGAAAAAUUAAAAUUCCCAAAAUAAAACCGCCAAAAUUUAGCCGUCCAGGUUUUAAAGAAACUGACAUUGACAUGAACGGAGACUUCGAAAGACCCGAUUUUAGUUGGUCCUCUCAUAGCUUUGAUACAGAUGUUAAUGUUCCAGACAUGAACAUAGAUGGACCCAAAAUGGACCUACCAUCCGGUAAAUCAAAAAUGCCCAAAUUCAAGAUGCCUGAAUUUCACUCAGUGCCUAAUAUUAAAGCACCUGAGGCGGAUCUCUCUUUUCCUAAAAUCAAAGGAGCGCUAAACUCACCACACCUCACAGCCCCAGAUGUAGAUGUUGAUGGACCUUCAGGAAAAAUCAAAAUACCUAAAAUGAAAACACCCACAUUUGGCAUGCCUGGUUUGAAAGGACCUGACCUUGAUGUUAAAGGAGACUUGAAAGGACCAGAUUUGAGCAUGUCCUCUCCUAACUUUAAUGCAGAUGUUUCUGCUCCUGACCUGGACAUUGAUGGACCCAAUGCUGCUGUGACACUUCCAGACAUGCACCUACCAUCGAGUAGAGCAAAAACACCCAAAUUUAAAUUUCCUGGUUUUGGACUCUCAGGAUCAAAAGUCAAGACACCUGAGGCAGAUCUUUCACUUCCUAAAAUGAAAGGAGAGCUGAACUCACCAAACCUCAGAGCUCCAGAGUUCGAUGUUGAUGUCCCUACUGGCAAAAUCGAAGGACCAUCCUUUAAAGAACCAAAGUUUAAUCUCAAGUCACCUGAUUUUAAAAUCAAUGCUCCAUCAGGGAAGCUAAAAAUGCCCAAUCUCAAAGGUCCCAACAUCAAAGGAGAUUUAGAUUCACCAGACAUGAAUUUAGCUUUUCCUGAAGGAGAUUUGAAAGGACCGAAACUAGAUAUAAAGUCCCCCAAUUUUGACAUUGAUGGACCUUCAGGAGAAUUCAAAGGACCAACCCUUAAAGAACCAAAGUUUAAUCUCAAGUCACCUGAUUUUAACAUCAAUGCUCCAUCAGGAAAACUGAAAAUGCCAAAUCUUAAAGGUCCUAAGAUUGAGGGAGAUUUAGAUUCACCAGACGUGAAUUUAGCUUUCCCAGAAGGAGAUAUUAAUGGGCCGAAACUAGAUAUGAAGUCCCCUGAUUUUGACAUCGAUGGACCUUCAGGGAAAUUCAAAAUGCCUAAAAUGAAAUCACCAAAAUUCAGCAUGCCUGGUUUGAAAGGACCAGACCUUGGUGUUAAAGGAGGCUUAACAGGGCCAGAUUUGAGCAUGUCCUCUCCUAACUUUGAUGCAGAUGUUUCUGGUCCUGACCUCGACAUUAACAGACCCAAUGCUGGUGUAACACUUCCAAACAUGCACCUACCAUCAGGUAAAGCAAAAACACCCAAGUUUAAAUUGCCUGGUUUUGGACACUCUGGACCAAAAAUCAAGACACCUGAGGCAGAUCUUUCACUUCCUAAAAUGAAAGGAGAGCUGAACUCACCAAACCUCAGAGCUCCAGAGUUCGAUGUUGAUGUCCCUACUGGCAAAAUCAAAGGACCAAACUUUAAAGAACCAAAGUUUAGUCUCAAGUCACCUGAUUUCAAAAUCAAUGCUCCAUCAGGGAAAGUGAAAAUGCCAAAUAUCAAAGGUCCCAACAUCAAAGGAGAUUUAGAUACACCAGACAUGAAUCUGGCUUUACCUGAAGGAGAUAUUAAUGGGCCGAAACUAGAUAUGAAGUCCCCUGAUUUUGACAUCGAUGGACCUUCAGGGAAAUUCAAAAUGCCUAAAAUGAAAUCACCCAAAUUCAGCAUGCCUGGUUUGAAAGGACCAGAUCUUGGUGUUAAAGGAGACUUGAAAGGGCCCGAUUUAAACAUGUCUUCUCCUAACUUUGAUGCAGAUGUUUCUGGUCCUGACCUCGACAUUGACGGACCAAAAGGUAACAUGAGACUUCCAAACAUGCACCUACCAUCAGCUAAAACAAAGACCCCUAAGUUUAAGUUUCCUAGUUUUGGACUCUCUGGACCAAAAGUCAAGGCACCUGAGGGAGAUCUUUCACUUCCUAAAAUUAAAGGACCGAAUGUCACAGCCCCAGAGUUAGAUGUUGAUGUCCCUACUGGCAAAAUCAAAGGCCCAACCUUUAAAGAACCAAAGUUUAAUCUCAAGUCACCUGAUUUUAAAAUCAAUGCUCCAUCAGGGAAGCUAAAAAUGCCAAAUCUCAAAGGUCCCAACAUCAAUGGUGACUUAGACACACCAGACAUAAAUUUAGCUUUCCCAGAAGGAGAUUUGAAAGGACCGAAACUAGAUGUCAAAUCGCCUGAUAUUGACAUUGAUGGACCUUCAGGAGAAUUCAAAGGACCAACCCUUAAAGAACCAAAGUUUAAUCUCAAGUCACCUAAUUUCAAAAUGAAUGCUCCAUCAGGGAAACUGAAAAUGCCAAAUCUUAAAGGUCCUAAGAUUGAGGGAGAUUUAGAUUCACCAGACAUGAAUUUAGCUUUCCCUGAAGGAGAUAUGAAAGGACCAAAACUAGAUAUGAAGUCCCCUAAUUUUGACAUUGAUGGACCUUCAGGAAAAUUCAAAAUGCCUAAAAUGAAAACACCCAAAUUCAGCAUUCCCAGUUUGAAAGGACCAGACCUUGGUGUUAAAGGAGGCUUGAAAGGGCCAGAUUUGAGCAUGUCCUCUCCCAAGUUUGAUGCAGAUGUUUCUGGUCCUGACCUUGAUAUUAAUGGACCCAAUGCCGGUAUGACAUUUCCGGACAUGCACCUACCAUCAGGUAAAGCAAAAACACCCAAGUUUAAAUUGCCUGGUUUUGGACUCUCUGGACCAAAAAUCAAGAAACCUGAGGCAGAUCUUUCACUUCCUAAAAUGAAAGGAGAGCUGAACUCACCAAACCUCAGAGCUCCAGAGUUCGAUGUUGAUGUCCCUACUGGCAAAAUCAAAGGACCAACCUUAAAAGAACCAAAGUUUAGUCUCAAGUCACCUGAUUUCAAAAUCAAUGCUCCAUCAGGGAAAGUGAAAAUGCCAAAUCUCAAAGGUCCCAACAUCAAAGGAGAUUUAGGUUCACCAGACAUGAAUUUGGCUUUACCUGAAGGAGAUAUUAAUGGGCCGAAACUAGAUAUGAAGUCCCCUGAUUUUGACAUCGAUGGACCUUCAGGGAAAUUCAAAAUGCCUAAAAUGAAAACACCCAAAUUCAGCAUCCCUGGUUUGAAAGGACCAGAUCUUGGUGUUAAGGGAGGCUUGAAAGGGCCCGAUUUAAACAUGUCUUCUCCUAACUUUGAUGCAGGGAAUUUAGCUUUCCCUGAAGCCGAUCUAAAAGGUCCAAACCUAGAUGUGAAAUCACCUGGUAUUAACAUGGAUGGACCUUCAGGAAAAAUAAAAAUGCCCAAAGCAAAACCACCCAAAUUUGCAAUUCCUGGUUUUAGGAGACCUUACAUUGAUGCAGAUGUUUCUGUUCCUGACCUUGACAUUGAUGGGCACAAAUCAUCCAAGUUUAAGACGCCUGAUCUUGGAGUCACGGGACCUAAAGUCAAGGCACCUGAGGUGGAUCUUUCACUUCCUAAAAUGAAAGGAGAGCUAAACUCACCAAACCUCAGAGCUCCAGAGUUAGAUGUUGAUAUUCCUACAGGCAAAAUCAAAGGACCAUCACUUAAAGAACCAAAUUUUAAUAUCAAGUCCCCUGAUUUCAACAUCAAUGCUCCAUCUGGGAAAUUGAAAAUGCCAAAUCUUAAAGGCCCCAACAUUAAGGGAGAUUUAGAUUCGCCAGACAUGAAUUUAGCUUUCCCUGAAGGUAAUGUGAAAGGUCUGAAACUAGAUAUGAAGUCCCCUGAUCUUGACAUUGAUGGACCUUCUGAGAAAAUCAAAAUGCCUACAAUAAAAUUACCCAAAUUUGGCACUACUGGUGUUAAAGGAGACUUGAAAGGGCCAGACUUGAGCAUGUCCCCUCCCAACUUUGAUGCAGAUGUUUCUGGUCCUGACCUUGACAUUGAUGGACCCAAAUCGUCCAAGUUUAAGAUGCCUGAUCUUGGAUUCACAGGACCUAAAGUCAAGGCACCUGAGUUGGAUCUUUCACUGCCUAAAAUGAAAGGAGAGCUUAACUCACCAAACCUAAGAAUCCCAAAUUUAGAUAUUGAUGUCCCAAAAGGUAAAAUUAAAGGACCAAGUCUUAGGUCUGAUAUCAAUUCACCUGAAUUCAACAUAGAUGAUUACUCAGGGAACCUGAAAAUGCCAAAUCUCAAAGGUCCAAAGGGAGAUUUAAGUUCACCAGAUAUGAAUCUAGCUUUCCCGGAAGCAGAUGUGAAAGUGCCAAAGCUAGAUGUGAAGUCCCCCUCUAUUGGUUUUGACAGUCCUACAGGAAAACUCAAAAUGCCGAAAGUGAACAUACCAAAGUUUGGCAUUGCAGGUUUGAAAGAACCCGACCUUGAUGUAAAAAGAGACUUUAAAGAGCUGAAUGCGAACAUGUCUUCUCCUAAAUUAGAUCUGGAUAUUACUGGGCCUGACGUUGACAUUGAUGAACCCAGAGCUAAUGUUAAUGGUGUGGCACUUUCAAACAUGCGCUUGCCAUCAGGCAAAACAAAAACAUCCAAGUUUAAUUUGCCCGAUUUGGGGUUUUCAGGACCAAAAGUAAAGGCACCUGAGGUGGAUCUCUCACUUCCAAAAAUGAAAGGAGAGUUAAACUCACCAGAUUUCGCUAUCGAUGUCCCUACAAGUAAAAUUAAAGGACCAACUUUUAAAGAACCAAAGGUUGAUAUCAGGUCACCUGAUUUCAAUGUCAGUGCUCCAUCAGGAAAACUGAACAUGCCUAAAUUCAAAUCCCCCAAAAUUAGGGGAGAUGAAGGUUUCCCAGACACGAAUUGGGAUCUCCCUGAUGGAGAUUUGAAAGGUCCAAAGCUUGAUGUAACCUCCCCAGACAUUGACCUUGAUGGUCCUACAGGAAAAUUCAAUAUGCCCAAAGUCAACACACAAAAAUUUGGCUUACCACAUUUUACCGGACAUGACGGAGACUUCGAUAUGAACUUGGACCAUGAAUUCGAUGUCAGAGCUUCAAAGCUAGAUGUGAAAUCUUCUGCAAUGGCUAAACACAACCUAGAAGGGCCACAUUUGAACUACUCUGCAAUGGAUUCUGAGUUUGGGACUCCUGACUAUGACUUUCAUGGACCAUCAGCUAAUCUUAAAGGACUUGAAACAGACCGUACACGUCCUUCAGGGAAAGUAAACUUGCCUGGCACGUUGCACAGCAGUUUGAAAUUCAAAAAAGGCUUAGAGUCUUUAGUGUCAAGCAUGGAACUUGAAGUCCCAGAUCAAUCCAUGAAGGGGUCAAAGUUUAAAGUGCGAACACUUGUAUGAUGAGAUGAAUUUCAAAAUGAUCGAUUUUAUGUAUUUCUAAAUAAUAUAUAGGGGUUUUAUUCAUUUUCAUGUACAUUUGUAAAAAAUAUAUAUAUAUAUAUAUAUAUCUAUAUAUAUAAACAAAUCACAACUACAUAUAAACCAUAUGGAACGUGUCUAAACUUUCUUGCUUUGUUUUCAUGCUUAGUACCACAAGCACUUUUACAAGUUUGCACAUGUACACUGCGAGUGUGUAGAACUGUGUGGGAUUUAAUUAUGGUUGCAAUGCAUUCGAAUUCAUAUUGAUGUGAAUAUUUUAGACAUAAAUGAUGUUUAAAUGUUCGAAACCUUUGUCAGUGUAAAUAACGAUGUAGGAUUCUUUUGUGCCUCUUUUUAUUGUGUAGGAUGCAUUUGUUGUAUUUGUUCAACUCUGUUUAAAAUUGUUGUCAAAU
Messenger RNA from Silurus meridionalis, 8448 nucleotides. Its product is annotated as neuroblast differentiation-associated protein AHNAK. Lineage: Eukaryota; Metazoa; Chordata; Actinopteri; Siluriformes; Siluridae. Gene Ontology annotation, cellular component: nucleus; cytoplasm. The coding region runs from base 2027 to 8017 and encodes 1996 amino acids. The record is from RefSeq and is a predicted model, not a curated record. Gene Ontology annotation, biological process: regulation of RNA splicing. The transcript has 6 exons.